GACUAUUGACAGAGGCGGCUGCUCUCUUACACCGGUGUCACAUCUGCGCGAGGCUCACCGGCGGACCGGGAAAGAGAGUUGACGGGAGACGUGUGUGUGCGUGGGUGUCUGGAUGUGAUCGCGCGUGGCCGUGAUUUUGAGGAUCCCCACCGACGCCUUUUGUCACCGCAGCUGGACGUGUCGCUCGUGCGGGCGACGUUCAAACCCGGAGAUUCCUUUAUCGUGGCCGCGAGGGCUAAAGGACACCGACAUCGCGUUCUACGGCUAGUCUGUCCGAAUCACACAAUAACGAGUUGCUGCCCGGUGGUUCCGACUGACCCGACUUAUUCAACCCAGGCCGUUCCUCGCGAGCGAAGUGCUGGACGGUUCCGCGAGGCGGUAGAUUCUCGUCGUAUCGUGAUGUUGGAGUCGCGGUGGAGAACAGGAACAUCGCAGCCCUUAUCUCCGGAGCACGCUCGUGCUGUCUAACGGAUCCUGGUCACCGGUAUUGAUGGGUAGUUCACGCGCGCUCGUGUCUGGACAGCCGGUAUCCUGACCUGGGCAGACUCGCCACGUGCGAUGGAGGUGUACUACCAGCUGCCGGUGCUGGCGCUGGACCGGCCCGUUCCGAAGCACGUGCUGGGUCGGAGAGGCGCGAUCAGUCUCAACUCCAGCGCGAGCCUCUUCGGUGGUCGGUCUCCACGCCAGUUGUCAAAGAGACGAGGGGCCAUCUCCUAUGACAGCACCGACCAGACCGCUCUCUUCAUAUGCCUGCUGGACAUGCGAUUGACAGGUCGGGGAAUAAUCAUCAAAUCGGAGAGAGGAGGAGGAGCUAAGCUGACUAGGGUCGACUUCAGACUUCUACACAAUCAGUCUGGAGUGGGAUGGGUAUCUGGGAAACGCCAUCGUCAGCAUCUGAGCCUGCAGCGCUACCUCCACCCAGUCAGAGGCUUCAGCAGCAGUCCGACUCCACCCACUCGACCUGCUGCCCCGCCCCCACAGCCACAACGCACACUCAGCCUUCUGGACCAGCAAUACUACGGACAAGCCUCUGUCAUGCUGAAAAGAGUAGCCAACUGGAAUUUUGACAUCUUCCUGUUUGAUCGUCUUACAGAUGGAGAUUCUCUGGGGUGUGUACUUCAGCAUCUCUUUCAUCAGUAUGGCCUUAUUGAACUGUUUGGAUUGGAUCCUGUGAGAUUCCACAAGUUUGCAGGGAUGCUCCAGGAGGCGUACUACACCAAGAAUCCGUACCACACCUCGGUUCACGCCGCUGAUGUCACCCAGGCCAUUUGCUGCUUCCUACGGGAGCCGAAGUUGGCCCAGUCUCUAACCUCCUGGGAUAUCUUGCUUGCAUUGUUGGGAGCCGCCACUCAUGACCUCAGUCACCCCGGUGUUACGCAAAGCUUCCUCAUCAAAAACAACCACUACCUGGCCAUGCUCUACCAGGAUGGCGCUGUUCUGGAGAACCAUCACUGGAAGCUGGGAGUGUGUAUCCUGAGAGAGUCCGGCCUCCUGUCUCACCUGCCUCUAGAGGACAGGUUGUGCUUUGAGGAUCGUCUGAAUUCUCUGAUUCUGGCCACUGAUAUCAGCAAGCAGAGAGAUUUCCUGAGUCGCUUUGGUGCACACCUGCAGAAUGACGACCUCAACAUGAGCAACGGCAACGACAGACACUUCAUACUGCAGAUGGCACUGAAGUGUGCAGACAUCUGUAACCCCUGCCGGCCUGCAGUCAUCAGCCAACAAUGGAGCCACAUGGUCACUCAGGAGUUCUUCCAGCAAGGUGAUAUGGAGAGAACUUUAAGACUGGAGAUCUCUCCUCUCUGUGACAGACAUUCCAAUGACAUGGGCAACAUCCAGACAGGUUUUAUCUCCUUUGUGGCGGAGCCUCUGUUUGUGCACUGGGCGCAGUUCUGCAAGUCGCCGCUGUCCCGCUGCAUGCUGGGUAACCUGCAAGCGAAUAAGCGCUACUGGAGCGGCACCGCCCCCUAGAGCCCUGGAGGUGUACUGCAGGAGUCCACGCGUCCUCCACCGCCCCCCAGAGCCCUGGAGGAGUACUGCCUCCCCUCACCCCAGUCCCUUGGGCCGCCAUCCUCUCCUCUUCUCUCCGUGGCCAGAUUUUAUGAUGUUUUAUUUGUAUUUAUUAAUUUAUUAAUUUCUAAGAACCUGAUGAGUCUUCCAUUGCCUUCUGUUGUCUUGUGCUUAUCCCCUAGCCCCAAACUAGUGUGCAUGUGGAAUGAAAUAGUCAUUGAAGGUGUGUGUGUGUGUGUGUGUGUGUGUGUGUGUGUGUGCGAUGGGUUUGUUAUUGCCCAUGAGUAAAGAUUCAUGUCUCACGUCUGCUAUGACUAGCACCUGUGCCAUGGUGUGUGUGUGUGUGUGUGUGUGACACAAGGAACUUCAUGAUGGAGUGUUUACAGAAUGGAUGUGCUACCUGUUCUAUGCAUUCACUUGUUCUCUCUCACUCUCUCUUUCUCUCUCCCUUUCUCUCUUUCUCUCCCUCUCACUCACUCACUCACUCACACACACACACACACACACACACUUGCUCUCUCUCUCUCUCUCUCUCUGUUUAAAUAUGCAGGAGGAAAGAACAUCCUUGUAUUACACUGUGACUUGCGGUUUUGGCAUAAAACGCAUAAAAACAAAACACACUCUUGCUCUUCCAAACUCAAACACACUCUUGCUCUUCCAAACUCAAACACACUCUUGCUCUUCCAAACUCAUGCAAUAAUUAAUUGCUAACGGCAAUAAUUUGUAUUUCAUUAGGAUUUGACCUUUUUAGAGUUUUGUACUUUUUCCACAGUAAUGUUGUAGUGUUUUGAUACUCUUCCAGUUCUUGAAUAAAUCUUGACUGAUGCUUGA
Messenger RNA from Sardina pilchardus (European sardine), 2838 nucleotides. Its product is annotated as high affinity cAMP-specific 3',5'-cyclic phosphodiesterase 7A-like. The record is from RefSeq and is a predicted model, not a curated record. NCBI's taxonomy places the organism in Eukaryota, Metazoa, Chordata, Actinopteri, Clupeiformes, Clupeidae. Gene Ontology annotation, molecular function: 3',5'-cyclic-AMP phosphodiesterase activity. The coding region runs from base 559 to 1968 and encodes 469 amino acids. The transcript has 13 exons.